Helianthus annuus (common sunflower) is the source of this 2019-nucleotide messenger RNA. Its product is annotated as sodium/hydrogen exchanger 2. Bases 203 to 1855 code for a protein of 550 amino acids. The transcript is spliced from 14 exons. Gene Ontology annotation, cellular component: membrane. Gene Ontology annotation, molecular function: sodium:proton antiporter activity. NCBI's taxonomy places the organism in Eukaryota, Viridiplantae, Streptophyta, Magnoliopsida, Asterales, Asteraceae. The record is from RefSeq and is a predicted model, not a curated record. Gene Ontology annotation, biological process: regulation of pH; sodium ion transport; proton transmembrane transport.
CUCUCUCCCUCCAUAUAUGAACUCCACCUCCACCCCUGGUUCGUCCAUGCUUUCUCUCAACCAACACCUAAUGCUCUUCAUGUUUCUUCAAAAUUCACAUUUUAUCUUCAAUUUCUGAACCACACAUUCAAUCAUCUCGCUCUUCCGGUUCUCAUUUCCUCCUAUUCACCUCUGAAUUUCGGGCAUCUGUUUGUUUGCUACAAUGGGGGUUGAUUUAGGGUUAUUGAUGGGGAAGAUGAAUACUUCAUCACUAGGUGCAUCUGAGUAUGCUGCUGUGGUGAAUAUGAACCUGUUUGUUGCUCUUCUGUGUGCUUGUAUUGUGAUUGGUCAUCUUUUGGAGGAGAGUAGGUGGAUGAAUGAGUCAAUUACUGCUCUUCUGAUUGGUCUGUGCACAGGUGCUAUUAUUUUACUAAGCACUGGAGGAAGAAAUUCACAUCUGUUUGUGUUUAGUGAAGAUCUUUUCUUCAUUUAUCUUCUUCCGCCAAUUAUUUUUAAUGCUGGGUUUCAAGUAAAGAAGAAACAAUUUUUUCGCAAUUUCAUGACAAUUGUGCUAUUCGGUGCUGUUGGUACUGUGAUAUCCUUCACCAUCAUAUCAUUUGGGGCUAUACAAAUUUUCAAAAGAAUGAAUGUCGGUUCUCUUGAACUAGGAGAUUUUCUAGCAUUAGGAGCAAUAUUUUCCGCAACAGAUUCUGUUUGCACUUUGCAAGUGCUCAAUCAGGACGAGACCCCUUUGUUAUACAGUUUGGUGUUCGGGGAAGGUGUAGUGAAUGAUGCUACAUCAGUUGUGAUUUUCAACGCAGUCCAACACUUUGAUUUAUCUCGGAUCACAACAAGCGAUGCGUUUCAUUUAAUCGGGAAUUUUUUCUAUUUAUUCGUCACAAGCACAUUUUUAGGAGUUGGUGCUGGGCUACUAAGCGCAUAUAUCAUAAAAAGACUAUACUUUGGAAGGCAUUCAACGGACCGAGAAGUCUCUAUCAUGAUUUUAAUGGCUUACCUUUCAUAUAUGUUAGCUGAAUUAUUUUAUUUGAGUGGCAUUCUUACGGUUUUCUUCUGCGGAAUUGUGAUGUCUCAUUACACCUGGCAUAACGUCACCGAGAAAUCAAGAGUCACAACCAAGCAUGCUUUUGCAACAUUAUCGUUUAUUUCCGAGCUAUUUAUCUUUCUUUAUGUUGGUAUGGAUGCUUUGGAUAUCGAAAAGUGGCACUUUGUACAAGACAGCCCCGGAAAAUCAAUUGGAGUGAGCUCCAUUUUAUUGGGAUUGGUUUUACUUGGAAGAGGAUGCUUCGUUUUCCCGUUAUCAUAUUUAUCCAACUUGACAAAGAAGAACGAAAGAGAGAAAAUCAAUUGUAGACAGCAAGUUUUGAUUUGGUGGGCUGGUCUUAUGAGAGGUGCGGUUUCUAUGGCUCUUGCCUAUAACCAGUUCACUAAGGGAGGCCAUACAACGUUACGUGGGAACGCAAUCAUGAUAACAAGUACUAUCACCGUUGUUCUAUUUAGUACAAUGGUAUUUGGAUUGAUAACUAAGCCUUUAGUGAGACUGUUGCUGCCUCCAUCCAGAGUCAUGUCCCGAAUGGCUUCCUCUGAGCCUGUAAGCCCGAAAUCUUUCAUUGUUCCUCUUCUAGGAAACGAGCGGGACCCAGAAGCUGAAGCGGGCCAGACCAGGUCGGCACUCCACCCUUCAAAUUUACGGGUGUUCUUUGCAAAACCUUCUCACACAGUUCACUAUUACUGGAGGAAAUUUGAUGAUGCUUUCAUGCGUCCGGUUUUUGGUGGUCGUGGUUUCGUACCAUAUAUUCCGGGAACGCCUACAGAACAAAGUGUUCAUAACUUGAUCCCUGAAGAAGGCAGUAGUUGAAAGAUGCUACCAUGGUGCUGAAUUUAUUGUUGUUUUUAUAGAGGUUGAAAAUUCGGAUUGUUUAAUCCAGUUUCGUUUUUGUAAAUUAUGAGGUUGAUAAAUUGGAUUUUGUUGUUUGUUUGUUUUGAAUAUAUAUCUAGCAAACAUGAGUCUUUGAUUUUGUA